AUGGCGUCCUUACAGUUCUGGAAGCCUGGAACAGCUGGACCUGGGAGCAACCUCGACAGAGCCACGGAAACUGAAGAGAACGUCGUCCAAAGCGCUCCUACAUCAUCUUCGCUAUCCCUGCAGGCCGCAAGGGAACGUCUGCCGAUCUUCAAGCACAGGGAGGGGUUGCUUUAUGCCGUGGAGAAGCAUGGCGUAACAAUCUUGGUUGGCCAAACUGGCAGCGGAAAGACAACGCAAUUACCCCAAUUUUUGUACGAAGCCGGCUGGGCGGCGGAGGGCAACCGCAUCGCGUGUACGCAACCCAGAAGGGUGGCCGCUACCUCCGUAGCAAGCAGGGUGGCCGCGGAAGUAGGGUCAAUAUUGGGAGACGAGGUCGGUUACACCAUUCGGUUCGAGGAUGUCAGUGACAAGGAGCGCACUCGAAUUCUGUAUAUGACCGACGGUAUGCUCUUCCGCGAAACGCUCGUCGACCCGCUACUCAGUCGAUAUAGCGUCAUCAUGAUCGACGAGGCGCACGAAAGAAGCAUUUAUACGGAUUUGCUCUUGGGCAUCCUGAAAAAGAUACGGCGGAAGCGACCAUCUCUCAGACUGGUGGUGUCAUCGGCAACCCUUGACGCUACUGCAUUCCUCGAGUACUUCACGGCCGGAAACAGCCCUGACGAGGCGACUAUUGUCAGCCUGGAGGGCCGUGCCUAUCCCGUGGAAACCGCCUACCUUCAAGAGCCUGUCCCAGAUUAUGUGCAGAAAGCUGCAGAAGUAGUAUGGGGCAUCCAUCUCCAACAAACGCCCGGUGAUAUCCUCGUGUUUCUCAGUGGCCGUGAGGAGAUAGACCGUUGUCUGGAGCUACUCGCCGAGUUACUGCCAACCCUUCCCCGGAAUGCCAAGCGUCUCGUCUUACUCGCGCUCCACGCGGGCUUAAGUACAGAUGAACAACUCAGAGUGUUUGAGCCCGCAGAACGCGGCACUCGCAAAGUCAUCAUAUCAACCAACAUCGCCGAGGCGAGCGUGACCAUAGAAGGCAUAAAAUAUGUCGUCGACUCGGGGUUUGUGAAGAUUCGGACCUAUAAUCCCUCCACCGCGAUGUCGUCUCUAACGACAACACCGAUCUCUCAAGCCUCUGCUACCCAGCGAGCAGGACGCGCGGGUCGUACAGCUCCAGGGGUCUGCUACCGCUUGUACACAGAGCGCGCUUUCCAGCAAUUGCGCGUGACAAGCCCCCCGGAGAUCACUCGGACUGACCUCACCACCCCCAUACUCCAGCUGAAGUCCCUCGGUAUCGAUGAUCUCAUGAAAUUCGAAUGGGUCUCCUCGCCUCCUGCCGAGAGCGUGCUUCGCGCCCUUGAAGGACUCGCGCACGCAGGUAUGGUUGGUGAGGACGGGAGACUGACGGUCAUCGGCGAGAAAGUGGCGGAGUGUCCGGUGGAAGUCAAUAUCGCACGAAUGCUAUUCGCCUCUAAAGACUACCAGUGCGGAGAAGAGAUUCUCACAAUAGCUGCCAUGACGACAAUCCAGGACGUCUUCGUCAUCCCAGAUGGGGCGCCUGGUGCAAUUGCAGAGCUGGAACGACGAAAGUUCACGGCCGAAGAAGGUGACCACCUUACUCUCUUAAACGCAUACAACGGUUUCAGCCGUUACGGCCGGUCGGCUUCAUGGUGCAAAGCACACGCCCUUUCUUUUCGCGCCAUGUCUCGUGCGAUCUCCAUUCGGUCACAACUCAAGAAGUACAUGCAGAGGUUUGGCUUGCCCUUAGAGAGUUGCGAAGGCGAUGCGAAACGUCUCAGGAAAUGCCUCGUGACGGGCUAUUGGCGCAACGUUGCACGAUGGGUCGCAGACGGCACAUACCGCGCUGUGAGGGGAGAGACCGUGCUUCACGUCCAUCCACAUUCCGUUCUGUUCACGCGGAAACCGCGGUCGGGGUGGGUGAUAUUCCAUGAAAUGGAAGAAACCAAGAAGACACAGAUCCGAAUCCUCACCGAGAUUGAACCCGACUGGUAA
Messenger RNA from Trametes versicolor FP-101664 SS1, 1995 nucleotides. Its product is annotated as P-loop containing nucleoside triphosphate hydrolase protein. The coding region runs from base 1 to 1995 and encodes 664 amino acids. The record is from RefSeq and is a predicted model, not a curated record. The transcript is spliced from 16 exons. NCBI's taxonomy places the organism in Eukaryota, Fungi, Basidiomycota, Agaricomycetes, Polyporales, Polyporaceae. Gene Ontology annotation, cellular component: intracellular anatomical structure; catalytic step 2 spliceosome. Gene Ontology annotation, molecular function: ATP binding; RNA binding.